AUGCCUUGGGGACUACUUGAAGACAAUCGCAUGGAACAUGUCCCCGGGACUGUGUUUCUUGCGGAUCAGUCCGACGUUCCCCACGAGUACGACGAUGUUCCUCGCGAAGUCCUCAAGCACGGUACGGGAAAGUAUUCCGACAUCAUUCUCGUACCCCAACCCUCCGACUCACCCAAUGAUCCACUGAAUUGGCCCACAUGGAAGAAGGAUGCAAUCCUCGUCAUAGUUGGUCUCUCGGCCGCCAUUGUCGGGGCGUACGGCCCAAUGCUCUCGCCCGGAUUCGUUGAAAUCUCGGCCGAUCUGGGUAUCACGGUCAAUACCUUGUCGCAGGCCACGGCAUGGGUCAUUCUGCUCAUUGGCAUCUCGCUGUUCUUGUUCAACCCAAUGGCCAAAAAGAUCGGAAGGCGACCAGUCUAUGUCAUUUGCAGUAUUAUCAUGUUUACAGGCAGCAUCUGGGGCGCACUUGCCAAGGAUUACAAUAGCUUUCUUGGAAGUCGCAUCUGGAGUGGUCUGGGCAUGGCGCCGUACGAGGUUCUCGUGCAGUGCACCAUCGCUGACUUGUACUUCAUCCACCAACGUGCAACAAGGAUUGCUGUCUGGAACAUGUUUUUGUUAACUGGAAUAUCUGGGGGCAGCCUUAUAUCUGGCUUUAUCAUUCAAAACCAAGGCUGGCAGUGGACAUUCAUCUGGUGCGCCAUACUAUUCGGCUUGCUGCUUCCACUUGUGUUUUUGUUCGUCCCCGAGACUGCAUACAAUCGCAACUCAGUUGGCCAGAAACUCGUGACUGCAACCCUUGACAAAGAGACAACUGCGGUCGUCCAGGAGAAGAAGAAAGCCGAGAUCGAGCACAGAGAGUCUGGUGACACUGUAGAGAAGAGGAGGUCGUUUGUGAGCACACUACGACUUUGGGGCGAAACCUAUACCUCGACUCCUGUGUGGAAAAUCUUCCUUCGCCCCCUCAUCAUCUUCUGGUAUCCUGCCGUCUUUUGGGCGUUCCUCCUAUACGGCGCUACACUGACUUGGAUCGUUGUCUUCAGUGUUGUGAAUGCAACCAUCUUCACCGCACCGCCCUACAACUUUUCCGUGUCGCAGACUGGUCUGAUCUCGCUAUCGCCCUUCCUAUUGACCAUCAUUGGUGAGCUCAUCUCCGGGCCACUUAAUGACUAUGUGUGCCUUUGGCUCGCCAAGAAGAAUCGUGGCAUUUAUGAGCCCGAGUUCCGUCUCCCUACGAUUAUCAUCCCUAUGAUCAUUGGCAUUGCUGGGUUUUACGGGUUUGGAGCCACGGUGCACUACCAGACCCAUUGGACCGGACCGGUUCUGUGCUUUGGAUUAGCCAAUAUGAGCCUCGCAAUCGGCAAUGCAUGUGUGUUUGGAUACGUGAUAGAUGCUCACAAGGAAUUAAGUGAGGAGGCAUUCGUGGCCAUCAAUGCACGCAAUUUCUUGACCUUUGGCCUGACAUAUUUUGUUAAUGACUGGCUGGAGAAGGACGGUGUCUUGACCGUGUUCAACGUACUCGGAAGCAUCUUUGUCGCAGUGAAUCUUCUUACAAUUCCACUCUGGAUCUACGGGAAGAGGAUCAGGGGAUUCAUCGCUCGCAGCAAGACUCUUGACAAAUUCAUGCAUGAGGACUAA
Messenger RNA from Pestalotiopsis fici W106-1, 1632 nucleotides. RefSeq lists its product as uncharacterized. Gene Ontology annotation, molecular function: transmembrane transporter activity. The coding region runs from base 1 to 1632 and encodes 543 amino acids. Gene Ontology annotation, biological process: transmembrane transport. The record is from RefSeq and is a predicted model, not a curated record. NCBI's taxonomy places the organism in Eukaryota, Fungi, Ascomycota, Sordariomycetes, Amphisphaeriales, Sporocadaceae. The transcript has 6 exons.